AUGGAGGAACAUCUGUCUAUCUAUCUAUCUAUCUAUCUAUCUAUCUAUCUAUCUAUCUACUCAUCACAUUCUUUUCAAUUUUCAUCAAUGUCUCUCACCUUCAUAUCUAUCUAUCUAUCUAUCUAUCUAUCUCAGUUUGUUCUUAUCUAUCUAUCUAUCUAUCUAUCUAUCUAUCUAUCCCAGUUUGUUCUUAUCUAUCUAUCUAUGUCAUUAAUUGUCACAUGCCUCACUUCGUUAAUCAACAGCCGGAGAAGUACUAUCUAUCUAUCUAUCUAUCUAUGUCACUAUUCAUGUCUAUCAUUGUUCAUAUCUAUCUAUCUAUGUCACUAUUCAUCUAUCUCAUUGUUCAUAUCUAUCUAUCUAUCUAUCUAUCUAUCUAUCUAUGUCACUAUUCAUGUCUAUCAUUGUUCAUAUCUAUCUAUCUAUCUAUCUAUGUCAUUAUUUAUGUCUAUCAUUAUUCAUAUCUAUCUAUCUAUCUAUCUAUCUAUCUAUCUAUCUAUAUGGGGGUAUCUAUCUAUCUAUCUAUCUAUCUAUCUAUCUAUCUAUCUAUCUCAUUCUGUUCGUAUCUAUUAG
Messenger RNA from Acanthosepion pharaonis, 573 nucleotides. The record is from the annotation of a GenBank genome assembly. NCBI's taxonomy places the organism in Eukaryota, Metazoa, Mollusca, Cephalopoda, Sepiida, Sepiidae.